AUCCUCAUCAGAGCAAUAAAUGGCCACCAACUCACCAUAUAAACUUUGCCCAAAUGGCCAAAUCUUGAAGAUCUCUGCCGUCCUGUUUCAGAGGCAGAGAGCACUGGGUUAUUUUGGAUCAAGAAGAAGAAGAAGAAGAAGAAGAAGACAAGAUGGAAGCUGCAGCAGGAGGGAGGUGCUUACAGUACCACUCAGCAAAGCCAUCUCUUGUUGCUGCUGCAACAGCUUCUGCUUCUUCUUCUUCAUCAAUCCCUCUCAAAACCAGCAGCAGCUUCUUGAAAGGGCUUAGGAUAAAAGGAAGGAACCAGCUGCCGCGGAAGCAGAGCACUAGUACUGGGUUCCCUCGUGUAGUAGUUCAAGCUUCUUCAGCAGCUGAAACCACAUCAUCCACUACAACUUCUGCUGUUCAAGAAAGAUGGAUUCUUGUUCCAGUUGGAGAUGGAGACACGAGGCACAUUGGAUUUGAGGUUAAGAUGCCCGGCGCCUUCGAAAUUGCCUCAAAUGAGGUGACAGUUGGGCGUGUUCCUGAGAAAGCUAACAUGGUCAUCCCGGUUGCUACAGUGUCUGGAGUGCACGCUAGGAUCCAGAAGAAAGGAGGGAACCUUUUGGUGACGGAUUUGGACAGCACCAACGGCACUUUCAUCGGCGACAAGCGCCUCCGGCCUGGCGUUGCUUCCACUCUCGUUUCUGGCAAUGUCGUCAUUUUUGGGGACAUUCAUCUCGCGAUGUUUCGAGCUUCGAAAUUGGAGAACGUGGAAGUUGCUGCUUCCAAUGGCUCGUCAACCGAGGAAGGAGAAGCAACGACAGAGACCGAGAAGUCGACAGAAUCCACUAGUAGUUAGUUAGAAGGAAAAAAAUGAUACAAGUCGUGCUACUGGUUGGUUAAUGAUGGUCAUGGUUCAUUUCGGUUCAAGAAUUGUAUCAAAGUUGAAAUGAAUCAAAUUAUUACUACAUUCGUUUCAAUCUGGUAUGAUUAUGAUGUAGUCGGCUUAUUACUUUACUUUCAAU
Messenger RNA from Linum tenue, 1008 nucleotides. NCBI's taxonomy places the organism in Eukaryota, Viridiplantae, Streptophyta, Magnoliopsida, Malpighiales, Linaceae. The record is from the annotation of a GenBank genome assembly.